AUGCUAUUGGCUGUCCUAGCAUCGGCUAGCCUUUCAUUGGCCGUAAAGACGUCCAGUCAGCUUAUUUCGCUUCAUGAGGAAAACUGGAUAGAGAUAAUGAAGGGCGAAUGGAUGGUUGAAUUCCACGCUCCAUGGUGUCCGGCUUGCAAGGAUUUGCAGAAAGCAUGGAAUGCCUUUGCCGAUUGGUCGAAAGAUCUUAACAUCAAAGUUGGAGAGGUCGACGUAACUGUUAACCCUGGUCUCUCUGGUCGCUUCCUUGUCACAGCCUUGCCCACAAUCUAUCACGUGAAAGACGGCGUUUUCCGCGUCUACUCGGGCCCAAGAGACAAGAAUGACUUCAUUACUUUCAUUGAAGACAAGAGAUGGCGCAAUAUCGACCCUGUUCCUGAUUACAAACAUCCUAAUAGCAAGCAAAUGGCUGUUGUUGCCGUAUUCUUCAAGCUGUCCAUGGCAGUUCGUGAUCUACACAACCAUCUUGUAGAGGACAAAGGCAUACCAUCGUGGGCAUCGUACUCUCUGUUUGCCGGUGUCACCCUUGCUCUUGGUUGCAUCCUUGGCUUUUUCAUUGUUCUCAUUAUUGAUCAAGUGUUCCCUACCGGAAAGAAAAGUGCUGUCCAACCAAAAAAGGACACAAAGAAGGACUCAAAUGGUGGAACGAAGAAAGGUUGUGUAAAAUUCUCGUCACACUUACGUCAUAUUAUGAGUUGCAGUGGAUUCAGUGUACUUUGA
This is a messenger RNA of Haemonchus placei, 729 nucleotides long. NCBI's taxonomy places the organism in Eukaryota, Metazoa, Nematoda, Chromadorea, Rhabditida, Trichostrongylidae. The record is from the annotation of a GenBank genome assembly.